Messenger RNA from Cantharellus anzutake, 990 nucleotides. RefSeq lists its product as uncharacterized. Lineage: Eukaryota; Fungi; Basidiomycota; Agaricomycetes; Cantharellales; Hydnaceae. Gene Ontology annotation, cellular component: EKC/KEOPS complex; nucleus; cytosol. Gene Ontology annotation, biological process: protein phosphorylation. The coding region runs from base 157 to 609 and encodes 150 amino acids. The record is from RefSeq and is a predicted model, not a curated record. The transcript is spliced from 3 exons. Gene Ontology annotation, molecular function: protein serine/threonine kinase activity.
AUCCCUUUUGUGCAUGAUCGUUCUUGUUCUUGUUCUCGGUUGACAGAAAAUCUUCUGUGGACCUCUUCAUCCCACUCUCUCGCCCGACGUACCUUCCGCCAAUGUCAUAUACAAGUAUCGCUUCCCAAAACCUACCGCCACUCCACUCUCGACUCUAUGCUGACUCGAGGACGAGUAUCGGCAGAGGCACGCACUCUUGGACGGUGCCUACGAGCCGGAGUUUCUGUCCCAGGGGUGCGCAUGGUAGAUGAGUCGGCUGGAUUGAUUGCACUUGAGGAAAUACAUGGGAAGACUGUCCGGGAGGUACUGGGAGGGAAUGGUGAGGGUGAUCUCGAUGAAGAUGAGAGCGAAAACCAGUCGCUGGGGAACAUAGAUGUACAGAACCAAUUUGGAGUCACAAUAGAGGAAGUGAUGUUCCUCAUAGGCCAACAACUUGCUAAGAUGCAUACAGCCAGCAUAAUCCAUGGCGAUCUUACCACUUCAAACAUGAUUCUACGACGUCGCGAGUUUUCUUCGACAUCGUCCACAUCCAUCAAUUUGUGGAAAGAAUUCCCCGCCGAAAUCGUCAGUGGGCCCUAUCCCUGUUACUGCACUCCUUCCUUCACUUAGAACCCACUCGUGGGGCAUAUUACCGUUAGGUUCUUAUCGAUUUCGGUCUCACUUCGACAUCCGCAAUUCCCGAAGAUAAGGCGGUGGACCUCUAUGUUCUCGAACGCGCCUUCUCUUCAACGCACCCUUCUCCGGACGAAGGAUCCGAUCCAACCAAUCCCAAUGCUCAUCCGCUCUUUGAGAUGAUAUUGGAAUCAUACGGAAAAGCAAGCGGCACCGCUUGGGAUGGAAUUCGUCGGAGAUUAGAUGAAGUCCGGUUACGGGGCGAAAGAGAAGUAUGGUCGGAUAAGCCUAGAACAAUUCUAUGCCACGGGUCCAAAUUCCACGUAGUAAUGGCACUUGUACCAUACCCCUGGAACUGCAGGAACCUCUUCCUUCGAC